This is a messenger RNA of Procambarus clarkii (red swamp crayfish), 762 nucleotides long. Lineage: Eukaryota; Metazoa; Arthropoda; Malacostraca; Decapoda; Cambaridae. The record is from RefSeq and is a predicted model, not a curated record.
AUGCCCAAUGCCCCAUUACCCAUGCCUCGAGGUCGUGCUGGUGGUCGCUGCUACGUCACAGCAGGUGUUCCAGGCUGCUACGUCACAGCAGGUGUUCCAGGCUGCUACGUCACAGCAGGUGUUCCAGGCUGCUACGUCACAGCAGGUGUUCCAGGCUGCUACGUCACAGCAGGUGUUCCAGGCUGCUACGUCACAGCAGGUGUUCCAGGCUGCUACGUCACAGCAGGUGUUCCAGGCUGCUACGUCACAGCAGGUGUUCCAGGCUGCUACGUCACAGCAGGUGUUCCAGGCUGCUACGUCACAGCAGGUGUUCCAGGCUGCUACGUCACAGCAGGUGUUCCAGGCUGCUACGUCACAGCAGGUGUUCCAGGCUGCUACGUCACAGCAGGUGUUCCAGGCUGCUACGUCACAGCAGGUGUUCCAGGCUGCUACGUCACAGCAGGUGGUCCAGGCUGCUACGUCACAGCAGGUGGUCCAGGCUGCUACGUCACAGCAGUGUUCCAGGCUGCUACGUCACAGCAGGUGUUCCAGGCUGCUACGUCACAGCAGGUGUUCCAGGCUGCUACGUCACAGCAGGUGUUCCAGGCUGCUACGUCACAGCAGGUGUUCCAGGCUGCUACGUCACAGCAGGUGUUCCAGGCUGCUACGUCACAGCAGGUGUUCCAGGCUGCUACGUCACAGCAGGUGUUCCAGGCUGCUACGUCACAGCAGGUGUUCCAGGCUGCUACGUCACAGCAGGUGUUCCAGGCUGCUACGUCUUAA